Messenger RNA from Paramecium sonneborni, 875 nucleotides. The record is from the annotation of a GenBank genome assembly. Lineage: Eukaryota; Ciliophora; Oligohymenophorea; Peniculida; Parameciidae.
CAAAUUUAAAGAAUGAUUAUUGAACUUACAAAAGAAUAGUUAACCUAUAUUAAAACAAGAUUACCAUAUGAUUAUUAUUUAGUUAGAGUAUUAAUUAAUAUCAUAACAAGAAAGGUGAAUAAAAACAAGAAAAUGAUGGUUUAAAUCCAAUUUAAGAAGAAGAAAGAAACAAAUGUAUCAAAAUCAUUGAUGAUCUAAAAAGAACUGAAUAAUACAAAUAAUUGACAAAUAAAGAUAUGACAAAUACAUUCAAUAAAUAAUUUACAAGAUUAUUUAUGAAAAUUGAUGAAUAAUAUAAAAAGAUGAAAAAUGAACAGUUAAUAAAAAUGUAAUUUUAUAUAUGUAGAAAUAGGACAAAUAUUAUAGCUAAAUUUUAUAAAGAUUUAAAUUCUUUAUUCAUCAAAAGUAAAAUUCUAUCUUCAAAUUCUGAAUCUAUAAAAUUAAUUGAUGAAUUAGAUUCAAGAUUUAAAAUUUUAUUUGAACCACUUUAAAAAAAAUGUUAAGAAUAGAUGCAAAAACAUUUGAAUCAAUUAUUAAAUGGAGAAAUAAAAAAUAAAAUUAUUAUUAAACACAAAUAACCUUAAAGUGAUUAAGAAAAAAAAGAUUUAUUUGAAAAAUUAAGCAAGCUAUCCUCAAGUUCAAUAAAAUAAAUUUUAAAAUAUUUAAAUGUUAAAACCUAAGGAGAAUAUCUAUUUGAUAUAGAAAAAUUAGACACUAUUUAAUUUCGAAAAUUAUAUUAAUUUGUUAAACAAAGAUCUGAAAGGAAAGCCUUAAAUAAAUAAUUAUAAAAAUAUUGUAAAGAACAAAAUCUUGAUUAAGAUGAAUAUUCUUAUCAAUCCUUUUUGUCUGAUUCUAAUGAGUUAUUAAUAAAUUGA